Molecule: messenger RNA, 1490 nt
Organism: Salvia splendens (bonfire salvia)
Lineage: Eukaryota; Viridiplantae; Streptophyta; Magnoliopsida; Lamiales; Lamiaceae
Product: actin-related protein 2/3 complex subunit 1A
Exons: 16
Coding region: 114-1238 (374 amino acids)
Biological process (GO): Arp2/3 complex-mediated actin nucleation
Cellular component (GO): Arp2/3 protein complex; actin cytoskeleton
Molecular function (GO): actin filament binding
Source: RefSeq, a predicted model, not a curated record
AGGAACCAAUCUUAAGCAUGACGAUUUGAGUUGAUGAAGCAAGCAGCAACAACGACAAUCUAGCAAGCUAGCUUCUAUUCAAUCCCUUUCCGUGAGAAGAAUUGGAUACGAUAAUGGCUUCAGUCUCAGUUCAUCAGUUCGCUCCGUGCAUCACCUGUCAUGCUUGGAGCCCAGAUCAAUCCAUGAUAGCUUUUUGUCCCAAUAACAACGAAGUGCAUAUCUAUAAGAUGUUGGAAGGCAAGUGGGAGAAGAUCCAUGUUCUUCAUAAGCAUGAUCAAAUUGUUUCAGGAAUAGACUGGAGCAGACGCACGGAUCAAAUAGUUACUGUUUCUCAUGAUCGGAAUUCAUAUGUUUGGUCACAAGAAGCAUCGGAAUGGGUCCCGACUCUUGUAAUCCUCAGGCUAAACCGUGCAGCACUUUGUGUGCAAUGGAGUCCAAAAGAGAACAAAUUUGCUGUUGGAAGUGGAGCUAAAACUGUCUGUGUAUGCUACUAUGAGCAAGAGAACAAUUGGUGGGUCAGUAAAAUUAUACGUAAGCGGCAUGAUUCUUCUGUAACAAGUAUUGCUUGGCAUCCUAAUAAUAUAUUACUUGCAACCACCUCAACAGAUGGAAAAUGCAGAGUUUUCUCCACUUUCAUCAAAGGUGUAGAUACCAAGCACACUUCCAGUGGUUCUGAUUCAAAAUUCGGAGAGCAAAUCAUGCAGCUUGAUCUUUCACACAGUUGGACCUUUGGUAUCAGGUGGUCCCCAAGUGGAAAUACCUUAGCCUAUGCAGGCCAUGAUUCGAUGAUCUACUUUGUUGAGGAAAUUGGUCCCUCUCCAUCUGCUCAAAGUGUAGCAUUCCGAGAUCUGCCUCUUCGAGAUGUUUUAUUCCUUUCUGAAAGAAUGGUUAUUGGUGUGGGAUAUGAUUGCAAUCCCAUGGUAUUCACGGCCGAUGAAAGGGGACUAUGGAGUUUCUUGAGGUUUCUUGAUGAGAGGAAACAAACUUCAAAUGCAAAAUAUGAUUCGCAGUUAUCAGGGACAUUUGGAAAAUUGUACGGCCAAUCGAAGUCUGGUAGCAAUGAGUCCAAUGAGUCUUCAAGAAUACGUGCUCAUGAUAACUGUAUAACUUCUGUUGUGCCUUUGAAGAAAACAAGGGAUGCCACAGUUACUACCUUCACCACUGCAGGAUUGGAUGGCAAGGUAGUCACCUGGGAUUUACAAAAGCAACAAGAUCUGAUGGAAUAUUUACAAGGAUGAAGUUAAUAUUUUGCAUUUUCAGGAGCGUUAUGCUCAGAUGAUUGGUGCUCAUUGAUCUGUACACAGGUUCCUUCACUAGAUUGUUUGAGUUUAUUCACAAUUAAUAUAGUACUCAUGUUUUAAGAGCCUAAAAUUGAUCUAUUAUGUGUACAAUGUUUAUCACCCCUUCCCCCCUUUUUUCCUUAUGAUUUAUGUGUAUUUGUAAUGACUGGAAAAUAAAAUAAGUUGCCCAGUUAUUAGGUGUUUCAUACA